This is a messenger RNA of Cyclopterus lumpus (lumpfish), 7599 nucleotides long. RefSeq names its product centromere protein F. The transcript is spliced from 19 exons. Gene Ontology annotation, molecular function: dynein complex binding; microtubule binding. The coding region runs from base 551 to 5536 and encodes 1661 amino acids. The record is from RefSeq and is a predicted model, not a curated record. Lineage: Eukaryota; Metazoa; Chordata; Actinopteri; Perciformes; Cyclopteridae. Gene Ontology annotation, cellular component: spindle pole; chromosome, centromeric region; nucleus. Gene Ontology annotation, biological process: mitotic cell cycle; metaphase chromosome alignment; regulation of G2/M transition of mitotic cell cycle.
CCACAACGACUCAGUUGGCUUGUCAGGUGCACGAGACGCGCGGCAUCUUGUCUCAGAUAUGAAAACGGUCAGCUAACGUCAUUUGUUCACGUCGGUUCUGUUCAAAGCGACGGUUCGUCCGGUGUGUCGCGGAGAAGAACUGGAGGCCGCCGCUAGCGGCGAGCGUCGGUAUCGGAGCUCCGGGUCUGUGUGAACCUCUGUAGCGGUCUACGGUGAGCGGCGGGCUGUGUUGGAAAACACUGAGUAACAGCUGUCCAGCAGUGACAACCAGCACCUCCCUGAGGGAUCAAAGCCAUAGCAACGUCACAUAUUCAAGACAGGACACACAGCCACAAACACAGAUGAUUGAAACAUGAAGAUGCAUGUGAUGUGGAUCACAACACUAAUCGACAAUGAGCUCCAUGCACCGUAGAUAACGGGCCUGUACUUCCGCUUUGUUUCAGACUGUGUGUGUGUUGCUGGUUUUCGUCACUCCAGCUGCUGACUCCCAUGGCUCCAGAAACUGUCUGAUUCUGGAUCUGUCAAGCAAGAAUAAGACAGGUAGAGAGAGAUGAGUUGGGCUGAGGAGGACUGGACGGUGGGGCUAUCUGGACGGGUUCUGCAAAAGGUGAAGGAGUUGCAGGUCCAUCAAGAGCGACUGUCCAGAGAGAACAAGCAGAAACAGCUGCAACUGGACAACAUCCAUACGGGCGUCGAAAAACAGAACGUGAAGUAUGAGGAGGUCCGUGGGGAGCUCCAGUGUCUGCAGAGAGAGCUCCGGGGUGUUCGAGAGGAGGCCAAGGCAGCAGUGACCAGCAGUGAGCGCCUGACCCAGGAGCUUCAGACUAAGCAGGCCCAAGUAUGCUCUUUGGAGGGCCAGGUAGAUGCUGCUCGCACCCUCAACAGCAAACUCACCCUCGAAAUCAAAAGGCUGGAGGCAGAGCUGCAGAACAGCAGCAGAUCGGCAGAUACAACGCUGUUUUCUACACCCUGCUGGAAUACAACAUCCCCCUGGGAAGACAAUGGCAGUAGAAAGGAGGAGCGGCCAGGUUGUAGAGAUGAAGGACUCCAUAUUCGACGGCUCCAGUUCUCCGAAGUAGGCUCAGCCUCCUUACCCCGACACCAAAACAAGAACACACCCCAUCGCCAUUCGUCCGACCAAUCGGACAUCUUCUCCACUCCCUUGGCUGCGUUUCCGUGGGAACAGGAUAACUCGAGGCCAGCAGCCAGGAGACCGUCUCCGAGCUCUCCCCAGACACCCUGCACAGAUGUCAUCAGUCAAGGCCUGUUGGAGAAGAGGGUUUGUGGGAAGGAGAAGGACCACAGGACGGAGACAGACACAUCUUUAACAGAUGCAUGGAGUCGUGUGACCGCUCUGGAGGAGGAGCUGUGUGCGAAGGCCCGGACGCUGAAGUCCAUCCAGAGUGAAAUGGUGCAAAGCAAGAAGGAGCUCGGGGCCAGGGAGCUCAGCCUUCAGAAAGUCAGCAAUGAGCUCAGCCUGGCACACGCACGCACAGCCCAGGAGAGUGAGCGGGCGUCAGGAGCUGAACAAAGGCUGAAGCACCUCCAGGAAGAGCUGAAGUGUCAGAGGCAAAACACAGAGAGCAGCAGACUGCAACACCAACAACGCUUAAAGGAGCUGGAGAAACAACACCAAAGGGAUUUGACAGAGCUUCAAAAGGAGAAGCAGUCUCUGGAGAAGCAGCAUCAGCAGGAGGUGAAUAAGUGCAACGUGGAGCUCCAGCAGGCCAGGACGCUCCACAACGCCCUGCAGGCCCAGGCUGACAAGCUGUCUCUACAGAAGCAGGCAUUGAACAAGGAGCUGGACACUGUGAAAGAGAAACUAAAGUGGACGGAGGGACAGCUGCAGGAGAGCCAGAAGAAAGAGGCACAGACACAAGCCAAACUGACGGAAGCUUUGCGUGAGGCAGAGGGUGUGGCAGUGAGUCUGGAGCAGAGCAGGAAGCGAGAGCGAGUUCUGGAGGAGGAGGGGAGGAGACUGGCAGAGGAGAGAGUUGACGCCCUUCGUCUUCUUAAAGAACUGCAGGAACAAAAAGCUGUCCCAGCAACCCCUCUUCAACCUGUCCAGCUGUGCCCUGUUGGGCAGAGUUUCUCCCCUCAACCUUCUUACUCUCUUCAUUCUCGACCAUCAACUCACAUCAAGAGGCCCAGUGUCACCACCCUAGCCGAGCAGAAGAGGGAAGAGGACGUGGAUAAGAGAAGGGCAGAGAUUGCAGCAUCUUACCCGUCUGACAGAGAGCCAGGAGAAGGCAUCGACUCCGAACACAUCACUGACUUUAUCUCCCCAGACUCUGAGUGUUUACAAAGUGGAGGACACAGAAGUAAUGAGGUGGAGAAUAAAAGUAGAAAUGAGGCGAUAGAGAGUGACAGCUCUGGAACAAACAAGUGCUCCACAUUUGAUCAAGUGCUCUCUGCUUCCCCUCAUUCUGCUGCUGGUACGCCCACCAACACCUCUAUGAAUGGUGAUCGUUGUGAGGCCUCUGAAGACCUCAAGAAGGAGAAUGCCACACUGCGUUCAGAGCUACAUGAUGCACGUGAAGAACUGCAGAAACGACUUGAGGACUUGGAAGCCCAACGACGGGCCGAGACAGAAGCCAGGACCCGGCUCAAACAACUCAGCCGCAAACGUGCCAACCAGGCUGUGGAGAAGGAUGAGCUGGACAAGGAAUGGGGGGCACAGCUGGAGAGUGAGAGGGCUGAGACAGAGAGGUUGAGGAAGGCCAUGGCUGUUUUGGAGAAAGAGAUGACAAGAGGAAGGGAGGAAAGAGAUGAGAGAGAGGAGCAGGAGGAGAAAAACAAAGCACUAGAAGACCGGGAGAAUGAAAUGAUAGAACUUAAUAUCCAGCUAAAGAAACAGCUAGCGGAGGUGAAAGCUCAGCUGGCUUUAGAAAAGGAAGAGCGAAAGAGAGAGGAAGAGGAGAGGAACCAAAUAACCAACACAGACAUAGAUGUAAAGAAAGAGCUGAGAACGAAACUGGAAGAACUUAGAGGUGAAUUGGAAGAACUGAAGCACAGCAGAGAAGAAGACUCACUGGAAGAGGAGAAACUCUCAUUUGCCAACAGCCCGCUGACAUACUUGACCCUCCACAAUGAUGAGCUCAACUCCAACAUUGUUCGCUGUGACAACAAACCUCUCCCUUCACCGGAGCAGCGCCACCUCUUCUGCCAGAACACCAACCAACACAACAUGCUUGUAUCUCAGACCACAGCAGUUCUAAUCCAGGAAGAGCGAACAGUGAUAGGUCCUGAACGCUCACCUCUGUCAGAUGAGGAGCAAACAGGUGUAGUAGCCUCUGACAUGGAAGACGACAGACAAAAAAAUCUGCGAGGGUCUCCCCUGUCAGACCACACAAGGUCACUUUCUGACCUCCAGCAGGUUGAGCCUGCCGCCUCAGAUUUGACAAAAGAGGUAGUGCGCCUGCAGAAGGAGAAUACAAAGGAGACAGAACGUGCUAACCAGUACCAGGUUAAGCUGGAGGCCCUGCAGAGCCAGGUGACACGUCAGACAAAGCAGCUAACCAUGGCCUUUGAGAAGCAGAGUCAGCACAUCUCUGGUCUUCUGGCUGAGCUACAAGAGAAGGAGAGUAUCCUCCUCGUCCAGGGAGAGGAACUGCAGCGCUACAAGCAAGAGCUGGAUGCACGCAAGGCUGAUAAAGAGGGAGAGGAGAAGAAAAGAAGAGAGGAGAUGAUAGUCAAAGAGGUGGAGGAUAAAGAACAAAAAGAAGAGACACAAGAUGAGAGGUCUGUGGAGAUUUCAGGGCUUCAGUCAAACCAGAAAAAUGAGUGUUCUGUCACCAUCCUCAUUACAAACUCAGGAGCAGACAGUCACUCUGAUGCACAAAGAGGUCAACGAGAGAUUGUGACAUCUAAUGCUGAAAGACCAACAACACCUAUUAGUGGUGAAUCAGACAAUGAAGCCCGAAGGUCAGGGGAACAGCAUCCAGGCUCUCAGGACAAGACUCAGAGUAACCAGGACUCUGCUGGUUUGAUGGGUGAGACUGAGUCCAGUCAAGAUGGAGGUACAGCAGACAUGGUUGCAGAACUGCUCGCCCUCCAACAGGAGAAUCUGCUGCUGAAACAAGUAAUAGAGGGCAUGGCUGUCUCAGACACCAGGACCCCAGCAUUAGACACGGACAGUGAAAAACAAGAAGACCCAGUCAAGCAAAGCCAAAACACAGGAAAUGCUUCUCUGUCCUGCUUGGCGGAGCACAGGUCACAAAGUGUGCCGGAUAAUAUCAGCACUGACGCGGAGCAAUCACUGCUUCAGGAUGUGAAGAGGAUGAACAAUGAAGGAGAUUUAGGAAUGGGAGAUUGUCGGGCUACAAAGGCCGAAGAAGAGCUGGAGGCAGUGUCUGAGCUUCAGAUCAACCGCCUACACCAUCAGGUGGAGGAGCUGCAUAUGAGGUUACGGGCUCUCUCUGCGGAGACCAAGCAGCAGGCCGAUGAGCUUGUUAUGUGGAGACUGGCCUCCCAACCAGCCCUAAUAUUGGACCAGUUCGUUCCCAAUACAGACAACCAGUCUGAGACCCAGGACCAGAUCUCUGCUGUCACACAGUCCCAGUCAAACCAGCAGCAGGCCGAUGACAUGACCCAGAGCCAGGCUCUGACUGUGACUAGUCAAACCCAGGUUCAGGAGCCUAACCUGGGGGUUCAGGAGAGCCCUGGUGUUGUGACAAUAGUCAGAGAAGAUGAUGUAUUCCUCUCCUGCUCCUCCAACAAACUGCAGGGCCGCAUGUUGUUCUCCAGACUUCAGCACAGCAACCUCCCUGAACCAAAGAGUCAUGAUCCUUCUAAAAAGACUGUGGCGUUUCAGGAAUGUAAUCAGAUUGUUCAGGAAUCGGAAAAAGAAAACCAUGAGAUUACCCUCAUGCAUCAGUUGAAUAGCUGUCAAAUAAACCACAAAGGGAUGAGAGACACGGGCGUUUUACAAAUGUUAUUUGAGAAAGUUGGACAACCACAUGCCACCAAAGAUUCCACCAAAGUCUCAAGACCAAAGCAGACCAAAUCAGCUGAGUGUUACACAAGGAAUCCUGAGGCCAUAUCUAAUGCUUCCAGACCCACUAACGAAUUACAAACAACACAUGAUUGCUCAGACAAAGAUGACUGGGCCGAAAUGAGAUGUGUCAGCAGUCAAACGGAGGAGAGUUUGCAUCUUCACAGUGCUCCAACAACCUCUGAACUCCACUGUGCAUACACACAGACUGAGGAGGAAGAUGAAGAAGAGUUGGUGGUCUCUCCUGUUCCAUCAUCUGAAGGGGCAGGGUUAGGAGAUAGAGUGUUGUUUACGGGUUCCUUCCCCAUCCCGACUGAUCCGGCCCGUCUGGCUGAAAGAAUCCGCCGCAACAGAACGCAGCUGUCAGCCGCCUUUGACGACACAGAGUAUGAACCCUAUGGACUGCCGGAAGUUGUUAUGAAAGGAUUUGCCGACAUACCUAGUGGUCCCUCGUGUCCCUACAUUGUAAGAAGAGGUUUGUUAGGGACAGCUGUCGUACCUGUCCCUCAGAAAGACCAGAGACCGGAGGAGGAGACGGAUUAAAGUACAGCCGUAGUUGCCUACAGAUCUGGUGGAAAGAGCGAUUACUGUGGCUUGACAAAGAACCUCAGUAAUGGACGAUAGCUGCUUCAGUCACCAGCAACCUGAAGCCCUUCAGACCUUCAAAAAAACACAAGACCAGUGCAGGUAACUGGGCCUGCACUGGCAGAAUAAACACUUCCACUGUGGAUCUAAAAUGUCUUAACGGUCACUAGUUUAUCCUCUUAAUUGCUGGGACUUUGCUGCCCACCACAAUACCGCCACUGUACACCCACCUGUACAUUUAGGUUCAGAGGUAAUGAUGUUUGUUGGUAUUUAUUUAAAGUUUACAACCACUUUUCCAAAGGGACUGUUUAGUGUCUCAGCAUUAACGUUUGGAUCUAGCUUCGGCCUACUUUGAGUGACACAGUGCCUAGUUCAUGCUUUUCAGGAUAAGUUUGACUUGUUUUCCAAAAGGGUGAAGCCGAGAGAGGCCUGUUGUAAAAAUGUGGUACAUAUAUUUUCUUCGUUUUAAUCCCUGACGAGGUGUGUGUGUGUGUGUGUGUGUGUGUGUGUGUGUGUGUGUGUGUGUGUGUGUGUGUGUGUGUGUGUGUGUGUGUGUGUGUGUGUGUGUGUGUGUGUGUGUGUGUGUGUGUGUGUGUGUGUGUGUGUGUGUGUGUGUGUGUGUGUGUGUGUGUGUGUGUGUGUGUGUGUGUGUGUGUGUGUGUGUGUGUGUGUGUGUGUGUGUGUGUGUGUGUGUGUGUGUGUGUGUGUGUGUGUGUGCGCACAUGUGUGUAUUUAUGUGUAAAUACAUACGUGUGUGUAAAUACAUGCAUGCAUACAUACAUACACGUGUGUGGGGGGGGAGAGAGAGGGGUGAGCACAUGUCUAUGACUCAGUCCAACCUGUGUUGGUUUCCGCUCCAUGUAUGGUGAAACACUGCGCUCCUUCUCUCCUCCUGCUGCUGCUGCUGUGCUUCUCUGUCUGACACUAACGAGCGCUCAGUGGUUGAAUUCAUCAUAAACUAAUCAAUUUAAGCUUUAUUUUAUUAGCGGAGCAUACAGAUAGAUGUAGUUGGUUCAUUAUAUUUAAUCAGAUAUAAUUUAUUUGAGUGAUUUGACACAUGCACAUUUGUUACUGUGCCAUAGACAACAGUAUGUACACUGUAGAUUUUGUAGAUACAUUUGGAGUUGACGUUUUGUUUUAUGCCCUUUAACAUUGUUUGAGUCAAAGUUAAAGGAAAGGGUCAUAUAUAUAUAUUUUUUGUUUGCUCACAUGUACAUAGAGUGACUAGUCGUUGUUCAGCAGUCUGAGUUUAGACACCAGAUUGUAGUACAGCAAAAUAUGUUGUGUAGAAGUUUGGUGACUACUCGCAUUGCUAUUCGCUAAUGGGACGAUAAGUUCACAGUUUAUUCAAAAGGUGUAGUUGUACCAUUGACUCUUGUCUGAUAACUGCCUGCAAACAUCACCGACCACGGCGGAGUUUAAAUGAAAGUGAAUAGCUGCAUCGCAGCCGAUAAUCAGUGUUUACUUGCUGAGUUCUGAUGAAGGAAUACUAACACAAAGGGAAUCUUCAUACUAAAAAGACAAACUAAUGUAAGUCUGAUGAUAACUUCAGGAAUAGGACUGGGUUGUGUCGCUGAUUUAAAAACACUGAUAUCGCUUUUAAAGUUUACUUUGUGGCCACUAUGAACAGUAGGAACAAUUAUACUGAUUAUACAUUAAAUCUUUAAACGCUUAUUGGUACAUGAGAAUUGUUUUGAGAUUGACUUGAAGAAAAAAAAGCAACCCUAUUCUUUAAAACCUUGCUUUAGAGAUUAAGUGUUUUUGACAUAUUUGUGUUGAAAGUGUGGAGUGAUUAAUUUUUUUUAUGUGAACGGUCCUGACUUGAUGCCAUCGCCUUUCAUUUGCCAUGUUGAUAAACACACACACACACUUCCCCUCCCUUUCAGCUGCCUUCAUAUCUCUGGGAUCUGUAGUCUUUCGGCAGUGACGGCCUCACUGUUUAUUUGUUGCCUUGCUUUAGACACUUUCAUGUGAAUCUUUCUGUGUUCAAAGCUACAAUAAAAGGCUUGCUCAUGAUUGAA